Mesorhabditis spiculigera is the source of this 534-nucleotide messenger RNA. The record is from the annotation of a GenBank genome assembly. NCBI's taxonomy places the organism in Eukaryota, Metazoa, Nematoda, Chromadorea, Rhabditida, Rhabditidae.
AUGAACCGGGCCUUCUCCUCCUUCACCCAGAAGCCGUACAGCUCGGUGGACGACUUUUUGCAUGAGGUCCGGUCGGUGUGCGAAAACGCAUGCGAUUUGCAUGGGGACGAGGGCGACAAAGUACGAAGGGCUGCUAUGGACAUUCACGAGUUUGUCGAAGAGCUGAUGGCCCUGCAGAGGAGGCCCGAAAACCCGGAGAUGGCUCCGGAAACGUCACAAGCAAAUAUGCAAAUUAGUGGGGUCUUGGUCGAAAAUGGAGCGGAAGCCCCUAAACAACCAGAUGCAACCGGCCCGCUAGACCUGGAAAAAUUUCCGGAGAUCAAUUUAUUGCUGCUAAACGAGUUAAUACACCAACGUCGCCUAGCUAUCGAGCUAACCCGAGAACUCCUCAAGCAUUGCCCGGCCGCAAUCACCCAGCUGCCACAAAGACAGAAUUAUCUGGUCUGGAAUGGCAGAAAUCAAGAAGAGACGGCGGAUUGGCAGGAGCACUCCGAAUCCGAUGAAGAAAUGGUCGACGACACAUCUCCAAAUCCU